Messenger RNA from Misgurnus anguillicaudatus (oriental weatherfish), 3963 nucleotides. It is a transcript of the gene osbpl3a, whose product is annotated as oxysterol binding protein-like 3a. Gene Ontology annotation, molecular function: cholesterol binding. Gene Ontology annotation, cellular component: cytosol; perinuclear endoplasmic reticulum; plasma membrane. The record is from RefSeq and is a predicted model, not a curated record. NCBI's taxonomy places the organism in Eukaryota, Metazoa, Chordata, Actinopteri, Cypriniformes, Cobitidae.
CCUGCUCACCUCACCGCGGAACUCAAAACACAUCAACUGCAUACAAACCUGAGCCAGUAGCCCAAAACUUAAAACCUGUGGCUACUUCCACAUUCCCCUUUAUUAUCGGAUUACGGCAGUACGUCACGGAUAUUUCGUACGAGAUAGCCUUCCAAGGAGGAAGUUACCUAAUAUCUGACAUCGGCAGGUAACGUAAAGGGAUGGCGGUUGACAGUCACUAGGUCCGAAGUAUAAACCUGCUGAUAAGUGGACCAUCGGUCACGCGACGAUACACCGGGUUCGUCGCGCCACGCUGUCACUCUGAACUUGGCAACGGUGUAAUUGAAUCUCAAGAUGAGUUCAGAAGAGCAAAACGUGGUGCCAUCUUCAAAGAUAACAUCACCUGUGCCCUCCUCACCAGCCACACCAGCCACCCCAUCAAUUCCUCAAAGGAAAGAGAGUACUUCUUCACCUGAAGACAGACGGGACAGCUGGGAGGUGCUUGAGGACUUAAAGGAAUUGACGGUACAUGUCCAAAAGCCCAAAAAGCAAGAGGGCCUGCUGCUAAAGAAGAGAAAGUGGCCCAUGAAAGGAUGGCAUAAGAGAUAUUUCCUGCUUGAAAAGGGGAUCUUAACAUAUGCCAAGACAGGGAAUGAUCUGAAGAAGGGGAGAUUACGAGGGCGCAUUGAUGUUGGUCUCUCUGUUAUGGCCAUGAAGAAGAAGUCAAUGUGCAUUGACCUGAAUACAGAGGAUAGUAUCUAUCACCUGAAGGUGAAGUCACAGGAUUUGUUUAACCAGUGGGUGACGCAGCUACGUAAUCAUCGGAUGUACCGUCAGAAUGAGAUCGCGAUGGAACCUCACGAUCGACAGCAGCAAUCUGACCACACCUUCAACAGAAGACAUUUUUCGGUUCUUUUAAAGAACAACUGGCGGCAAAACUCGCCCGACCUGGAGAAGUGUUGUAAAGAUCUGACAGAGUGUGAGUCCUCUUUACUGGAAUUAAACCUUCUGCUUAAAAAUAUGGAAGUUCUGCAUAGAGCUUUCUCUGCACCUGCCAUCAACACACUGCAGGCUGGAAGCUUCAAAAAAUCUAAACGUAGACGGAGGUGGCGAUCUAAGAAUUACAACAAGGAUAAUAAAAACACAGCACAGAUUCCUGAUCCUUCAUCUAGGCUGCAUGUUUCACAUCCAAACCUGAUGUAUUCAGAACCUGUUUCUCCAGACCUGUGUCUAGAGAGCCCAGAUUCACCCACAGAAGCCUCUCAAAUGCGGGAGGAGUUUUGUCGGCUUGCUGGCACUGUUAAUUCCACUCUCCGUUCAGCGUAUGCUUCCCUGUGUUCAGAGAGAGACCGAGUCAAAAACACUUUGGAGACUAUCUGUGAAAAGGACGUUCAUGAUGGGCCACAUCCUUUGCUGCAGCAAACGUGUAGUGAAAGUCGAGGGUCAAUCCCAGAGUCUCUGUCAGAGUUUUUCGAUGCUAAGGAAUAUCUGCUGUCCGGUAGUUCGUCUGACAAUGAGGUUUCAGACGACGACUCGUACGUCAGUGAUGUCAGUGACAGCACGUCAGUGGAUUAUUCCAGGACUGAGUCUAGCAGCAUGAGUGAUAACUUAGAAAACGAAAAAAAUGAAAAUACGGUGAGGCGGCGGCAGCGCUUACCGAGCGCACGUAUAAAUGAGAGUGUGAAUCUCUGGAGUAUCUUGCGCAGUAACAUCGGUAAGGACCUAUCGAAAGUGGCAAUGCCUGUUUCACUCAAUGAGCCAAUCAACACCCUGCAGAGACUGUGUGAGGAAAUCGAGUACUGCCACCUGCUGGACACUGCUGCAAACACACAUGACCCACACAUGCGAAUGGUGUACGUAGCAGCUUUUGCUGUGUCUGCAUAUGCAUGUUCAUUCACUAGAGCAGGAGGAAAACCCUUUAAUCCUAUGCUGGGAGAGACUUACGAGUGUUUGCGACCAGAUAAAGGUUUCCGUUUUAUUUCUGAGCAGGUCAGUCACCACCCACCUGUGUCUGCCUGUCAUUGUGAAUCCAAGAACUACACUCUCUGGCAAGAUGUCAGGUGGAAGAAUAAGUUUUGGGGAAAAUCUAUGGAAAUUGUUCCUAUGGGAGUCACGUACUUGGAGUUGCCAGGUUCUGGGGAUCAUUACGAAUGGAGUAAAGUCACAUCUUGCAUUCAUAACAUUCUGAGUGGUCAGCGCUGGAUAGAGCAUUAUGGGGAAAUGUCCAUCAAGCACACUACCACAGAGGGAGAUGUCAGUCAUUGCAAAGUCACUUUUCUUAAGUCGAGGUCUGGAGGUGUGAAUGCUAAUGAGGUAGAGGCCGUGGUCACUGAUUCAGAUGGGCGUGUCAUUCAUACUCUAUUCGGCAAAUGGAACGAGGCUUUGUACCUGGGGAAACCGACCUCGGCAACCUGCAUAUGGAGAGCAGAUCCCAUGCCUGAGGACAAUGAGCAGUACUAUGGAUUCACACAGUUUGCAAUUGAGUUAAACGAAUUGGAGGAGAGUCUGAAACCCCUUUUACCCCCAACAGAUACACGUUUUAGACCAGAUCAAAGACUCCUGGAAGAGGGUGAUAUUACAGGAGCAGAAGAGCAGAAGGAAAGAAUUGAAGUGCUCCAGAGAGAGAGGAGAAGAGUCCUACAAGAAAACAACAUGACGCACUCACCCCGCUUCUUCGAGCGUGCUGAAGACGACUCCUGGGUGAGCAAUUGUACAUACUGGGACCUCAGGAAGGACCCUGGAUUCGCCAAACUGGAAUUUCCUGUGCUUUGGUGACCCAAAGUGGAUUUAUUUCAUUGACAAUACAGUUUCUACUCUGGUUAUAGCUAUAGAUUAACAAAAUCUGGAUUCACACAUUUUUGUUAAUAAGACACAUAUAUAGCACAAUAUAGAAAGUAUCUAUAGACACAUGUAUGCCUUAUUUGGCACACCUUGGUGCUGUUUACUUGUAAAAGAAUUGAGAAAGGACUGUUGUAAGUGCCUGGUUAUAUGUAGUUUAUUUACAUUCAGUAAGCAAAAAAGAAAUGAUGGCUUUAAAUGCAGUAGUGUAAAACAGAGGAUACAUGAUCAUGAAACAGAAUAGCCCCACCAUUUUAAUGACUGUAGAAAAUAAUAAUAAUAACUGCGUUAUAGUAAUAAUUCAACAGUCAGAAUUUUUUGUAAUUGUCAGAAAAAAUAUAAUGCAAAAUAUCUUGCAAUUGGCUCAAUUAUCUUUACACAAAAUAAUAUUUCUUAUUUAUUUGUUUUCAUAUUUUUUAUUUAUCCCAGAACAGGACUAUAUGAAAAAAAUAAAGGCACACUUGAGUAACUGCCAGCUGUAUGACCCCAAAUAUCUCUGGUAUAUUAGGAAAUAAGAUAACACUUUCCAAUAAGGUUGUGUGUGUUAACAUUAGUUAAUGCGUUAGCUAAUAUGAACUAAAGUAACAGAAGUUGUUAACAUUGGUUGAUGCACUGUGAACUAACAUGAACUGGUAAAUGAGGAUAAACUACAUCGCUCAUUGUCAGUUCAUAUUAGCUCAUGCAUUUGCUAAUGUUAACUAAUACAACCUUAUUGUAAAGUAUUACUCGGAAUAAUUAGAAAAUAUCUGUAAAUUGUCUUGGUCAUGCUGCAAUAAUUAAUGUCAUUUUUCUUUAAAUUGACAAAAUGCAGAAAAAGUGUAACGUUAUCUGAAAUAAGAGUUACUGUUGAAAUGAGUGAUGUAUGUUGGGUAUUAAGUUUGUGUUGUACAUGUGUGGUCUUCUUAUGUAUGUAUUUGAAAGCAAGCGUGUGAUAGUCUAUACAUGGUGUGUCUGUUACACUUGAUAAUGUUCUGUUUUCUGAGAGGUUUGUGGGCGUGGUGUUUUAGAUGUGAUAACUUUUUCUCUCUAUGAAGUCUAAAAUGCUUACAAAAAGGGAAUCGUUUCUUUUAGAGAUCAGGAAGGAAUUGCAUCAGUGUACGAUGACUGACGACAUGUUUGGUUUGCGCAAUAAAUGGUAUACGCACA